UCUGGAUCGAGAUGGACGAACGAUCACGAGGAAAAGAAGAAAGAGGCCAAGUGGGAGGGUAGGAAAGAAGCGGACGGACGGAUGGAUCUGAGGAACAAAUCAAAGAAACGCAUCGGAGGGACCGAUCGGAAGAACGGAUCGAAGAACGGAUCAGUGAUGAACUUGAGACGGAUCGAAAGCAGAGGCGAAUAA
Molecule: messenger RNA, 192 nt
Organism: Anisakis simplex (herring worm)
Lineage: Eukaryota; Metazoa; Nematoda; Chromadorea; Rhabditida; Anisakidae
Source: the annotation of a GenBank genome assembly